Messenger RNA from Recurvomyces mirabilis, 1098 nucleotides. RefSeq lists its product as uncharacterized. The coding region runs from base 1 to 1098 and encodes 365 amino acids. NCBI's taxonomy places the organism in Eukaryota, Fungi, Ascomycota, Dothideomycetes, Mycosphaerellales, Teratosphaeriaceae. The transcript has a single exon. The record is from RefSeq and is a predicted model, not a curated record.
AUGUCUUCCCUCAUCAACGCCAUCCUCCCUGCCUCCAUGCAGACGAAGAAAGAAGGAGGCAGCAGCGCCUCCCAUCCCCUCGCCAAACCAGCAGAAGAGCAUACGCCUGCUCAUCACCACAGCUCUAGCAGUGGCGAGUAUGAUCCCAAUCAAAGGCCAUCCGACAUGUCGACCCAGCAGGGUCUCGCUUCGGGCGGCAAGCGAGAGGCAAUGGGGAAUGAGAUUGGAGCUGGAUCUCACGGCACGCAUGGUAGCACGCACACACACAGCACUCACGGCAAUGAUCAGCCCUUGACGAAUGAAGGUGUCAGUGCUCUUGCUGGAGCUGGUGUAGGUGCCGGUGUCGUUGGCUCAGGUCUGAGGGAGCAUGAGCAUGAGCACGAGCGCGAGCGAGGAAUCGAGGGAACUUCAGGUCACCAUCACGGUCAUCAUGGCGGCCAUCAUGCGCAAGGAGGAAGUGGACUCGAGACCAGAGAUGGUUACGCCGCCGCCCGACAAGCUGGUGCCUUGCCUGAUCGCCAAGAUAUCCGCAAUAUCGAUCGAAAGGGAGCAUCUGAGAGGGCAGACCUUGCUGGUGCAGCUGGAGGUACUGGGCUUGUAGGCGCGGCUGCUGGAUCGCAUGGUCAUCAUCACCAAGGACAGGAUCAUGGUCUGACGGCUGGUACUGACGACCCGGUGGCUAUGCGUGGACAAGCUCCUGUUACUGAGCCAAUUCACGAUACUCGUGGUCCGAGCAGUGGUCAGAACACAGAGUAUGGCUCUUCACGGCUCGGAAGGGACGCAGCUCUUGGCGGUGCAGCUCUGGGUGGUGCAUCUGGUCUCGGACAUCAUCAGGGGGGUGAGUAUGGCUCAGCACGUGACGCUGGCCUCAGUGGCGCAAGUGGUCUAGGGCAGAACCAAGGUGCAGGUUACGGGUCGUCGAUGACGGGCCAAGAAGCAGGACUCGGUGGUGUAUCUGGCUUUGGGCAGGGUGAGAGAAGUCUUAACCAGUCGGGCGUGGGUAGUGGUGUGCGACAGGAGGGUUUGAUCCACGGCCAUCACACGACGAUAACAGGUGAAGCUUUGGACCCGCAUAUUGGUGGCGAGAAAAGGUUGUGA